Molecule: messenger RNA, 1446 nt
Organism: Dreissena polymorpha
Lineage: Eukaryota; Metazoa; Mollusca; Bivalvia; Myida; Dreissenidae
Exons: 5
Coding region: 11-1252 (413 amino acids)
Biological process (GO): lipid transport; lipoprotein metabolic process
Cellular component (GO): membrane; extracellular region
Molecular function (GO): lipid binding
Source: RefSeq, a predicted model, not a curated record
CCCGUGUUUAAUGUUGUAUAUAGAGGACGACGAGACGAAUAUAAUUGUGCAUCACAUUGAGCCUUGUGAUCCUGGUGCACCCGUGCCGCCUUGUCCUGGACUAUUGGAGGAUUUGAUGACGUAUCUAAAAGAAAUCCCCCUUGAAGAAAUCGAGAUACCGGACGAGUUGAUCACAAAGGUGAGAGCGAACUGGAGAAAACUUGAUAAGGCGGUGGUGUCCUUAACAGCUCUGGCGAAGGAAUACUGUGAAGAGCUGUUUGUUCGCGACCCGGUAUACCGGCAUAAGAUCAGCGAUGUCCGGUGCAACAGACGCCUGUACCUCCCGCGUAUCACAGAAAUGCUUGCUGGCUCCGACCCGGAACCUCGAAAAGUGUUUUGUCAGAUUUUAUUGAAACAGUUAGACAUUCAAACGUUGAAGCUUGUUAGCGACAACCUGGACUUGAAAAAAAUCGAGCAUUUCCGGAAGUAUUCGGCAUUAGCACGACUCGAACAUGCCGUUCAGCAGUUUUGUGAAGUUGCGUCGCCGACAGAAAAACACGACAGUUUGUCCGACGAGUUCAGGCAAACUCGAAGAUGUGUGAAUAAUACUGUGAUUGCGACGUCCGCGACGGCGUUAGUGGGCGGCGUCCUUGCGGUCGCCGGAAUAUUAGUAACGCCGGUUGCGGCCGGACUCUCGUUAGGACUGACACUUUCCGGUGGUGUGAUCGGAUGCGUCAGCGCCGCAACGCAGAGCGGCUUCCGAAUCCACGAAGCGGUCAAGGAGAAAAGAGUCGUCGCCGGCAUCGAAAAGGAGCUGAUGGCAUCGGAACGCGCGGUGGAAAAAUCAAUGGCGGAAGUCUGUGAACUGUUCAGUGAUUUUCACGACAUCUCUCUCAAGGGCAAACCUGCUUCAACGGAAACGAGCUUGGCGCGAGGUGCAUUCUCCGUUGGAUCUAUCUUUCGCAGCAUGCACAGUUUCGUUGGCGUGGCGGUGUCGACGGCCAGCGUCGGCGCCGGCGCCGCGGUAGCUACGGCGUCGGUGUUUGGGCCGAUUGGAUUGCUCCUCGAUGUCGGACUUAUGGCGGAGGCGAUACGUAACAAAGUCCGUGGCAACAGAACUAAAGCAGGGAAGGCAUUGGAGUGCUUGGGUGCUUUCCAGACGGUAUUUGGAGCACUGCUUAGAGGCAACGUCGACACAUCCGUCAAUAUCAUUGAAUCGCCGUCGUUUGCGGCUGUCGACCGCCGCUUGUCGAAGAAAUACAGUACUAUGUAACCUUACAAUUCGUGCGUUGCAGUUCGUUUAAAUGUUACGCUUGUUUAUUUAUCACAUAUAGGCCAAACAUCGCAUGUAUUUUAUAUACACUUCUUUUUGCCUUCCUACGCUGAAAUUUAUUGUUUGACAACUUUCGUUCAAAGAGUUAAACAAAGGAAUCAUAUAACACAUGAAUAUUAACACGUAAAUAUUUU